This is a messenger RNA of Amoebophrya sp. A25, 695 nucleotides long. The record is from the annotation of a GenBank genome assembly. Lineage: Eukaryota; Dinophyceae; Syndiniales; Amoebophryaceae.
GGGGCGCAAGAAGCUCCCCCUCUAGCUCCAUGCUACUCCAUGUGAUCCAUGCACUCCAUGCCAUGCGAGCCGUGAAACCUUAUAAAUUGCUCUGUUAUAUCAUCACUUUCUACCCCGUCAAUUUUCAUCGAAGUCAGAGGAUCGAUCUCAUUAAGUCAAAGGACCCCACCCCAUUCAAAUGCUUGCUGUUGACUACAAAGACGCGUGGUUUGUAGAAUUCCGCUUGCCGUUUUAUGAAUAUUGCUACUACUUCAUUAGUAUUUUCACCGUCUGAAAAAUAGAAGAUACCCGCGGAUCAGAGGAAUCCGAGGAAAAGUAAAAUCGCGCCUUAUAUCAGCACCUUCCCUUCUGAUGCUUUUCCUCGAAAUCAAAAGAUCCCAUUAAGUCAGAGGACCUCAUUCAAAUGUUUGCUGUAGACUACAAAGAUUCGUGGUUCGCAGGAUUUCGAUUUCGUCAAAAAUCAAUCUGUUUUCAAUUGAGGUCAGCCUAUUCUCCGAGGCCGUUGAUGUAGGCCAAUGGCUAGAACAGUCUUCAUCUUUAUAUGUCGGAGCUUAAAUUGUAUCAUCACUUUCUACCCCGUCAGUUUUUUGUGAAAUCAAAGGAACCCAUCAAGAGGACCCCACUCAACUUCUGUUUGCUGUAGACUACAAACACCAGCGCUUUGUAAGAUUACGGUUUUUCGAAUCAAAAACGUC